UUUCAGUCUAAUUAAUUACAUGAAAAUUGUGGAAAUGAAAGGCUUAACGAAUGUCAUCAAAUUCGAUCAUCAGGGUUUCCGCACCGAUUUCGUCUUAGACAUUGUCGAAUUAAGUCAGAGUGGUAUACGCAAAAUUGGAAAUUGGAAUUCCACAUCGCCAGAGGGCAUUAAUUUCACUCGCACCUUUAGUCAGAAACAGCAGGAAAUUGAGGCGAAUUUAAAAAAUAAAACUCUUAUAGUAACAACCAUUUUGAGUAAUCCGUAUUGCAUGCACAAAGAGUCUGUCAUAUCAUUAAGUGGCAAUGAUCAGUUUGAGGGUUACGCGGUUGAUCUGAUUCAUGAGAUAUCCAAAUCUUUGGGUUUUCAUUAUAAAAUUCAGUUGGUGCCCGAUGGCAGUUACGGGAGCUACAACAAACUAAAUGGCGAAUGGAAUGGCAUGAUCCGGGAACUGUUGGAACAGAGAGCCGAUUUAGCUAUAGCCGAUUUGACAAUAACAUUUGAGAGGGAGCAAGCUGUUGAUUUUACUACGCCUUUCAUGAAUUUGGGAGUUUCGAUUCUCUAUAGGAAGCCGGUGAAGCAACCGCCUAAUUUAUUCUCAUUUCUCUCGCCGCUCUCUCUGGAUGUUUGGAUUUAUAUGGCGACUGCUUAUCUCGGCGUAUCGGUUUUAUUAUUUAUAUUAGCCAAAUUUACACCUUACGAAUGGCCAGCGUACACCGAUCCCAAUGGGGAAAAAGUUGAAAAUCAAUUUACUUUACUUAACUGCAUGUGGUUUGCCAUUGGCUCCCUAAUGCAACAAGGUUGCGAUUUUCUCCCAAAAGCCUUAUCAACACGUAUGGUGGCCGGCAUGUGGUGGUUUUUCACAUUAAUUAUGAUUUCUUCGUACACUGCAAACUUGGCUGCUUUCCUUACCGUCGAGCGUAUGGACUCUCCGAUCGAAGGCGCAGAAGACUUAGCUAAACAAACUAGAAUAAAAUACGGGGCUUUGAAAGGGGGCAGCACAGCGGCCUUUUUUAGGGAUUCGAAAAUUUCCACUUACCAACGCAUGUGGUCGUUUAUGGAGUCGGCCAGGCCAUCGGUGUUUACCUCGAGCAAUGGUGAAGGAGUGGAAAGAGUAGCGAAAGGGAAAGGAAAUUACGCCUUUCUAAUGGAAUCGACCUCAAUCGAGUACGUUACUGAACGUAAUUGCGAAUUAACUCAAGUUGGCGGUAUGCUGGACACUAAGAGUUACGGUAUUGCCACCCCACCGAAUUCGCCUUAUCGCACUGCGAUAAAUAGCGUAAUUUUGAAGCUUCAAGAGGAGGGCAAAUUGCAUAUACUAAAAACGAAAUGGUGGAAAGAGAAACGCGGCGGUGGAAAAUGCCGUGUAGAGACUUCGAAAUCUUCAUCAGCCGCCAAUGAAUUGGGCUUAGCGAAUGUAGGCGGUGUAUUCGUAGUCCUUAUGGGCGGCAUGGGUGUGGCUUGUGUUAUUGCUGUCUGCGAAUUUGUGUGGAAAUCCAGAAAAGUUGCCGUCGAAGAACGUUUGAGUGCCAUUUUACAGGAAUAGAUAAAAGCAAAAAAAAGCCGCAACAAGCACGCAAUGAAUAAUAAAUUUCAAUACUAAAUAUAGGAAAAUUUCA
Messenger RNA from Glossina fuscipes, 1616 nucleotides. RefSeq names its product glutamate receptor ionotropic, kainate 2-like. Gene Ontology annotation, biological process: modulation of chemical synaptic transmission; monoatomic ion transport; synaptic transmission, glutamatergic. The coding region runs from base 20 to 1543 and encodes 507 amino acids. The record is from RefSeq and is a predicted model, not a curated record. NCBI's taxonomy places the organism in Eukaryota, Metazoa, Arthropoda, Insecta, Diptera, Glossinidae. Gene Ontology annotation, molecular function: glutamate-gated receptor activity; transmitter-gated monoatomic ion channel activity involved in regulation of postsynaptic membrane potential. The transcript has 8 exons. Gene Ontology annotation, cellular component: postsynaptic membrane; plasma membrane.